Molecule: messenger RNA, 549 nt
Organism: Sinocyclocheilus anshuiensis
Lineage: Eukaryota; Metazoa; Chordata; Actinopteri; Cypriniformes; Cyprinidae
Product: cystatin-B-like
Exons: 3
Coding region: 213-500 (95 amino acids)
Cellular component (GO): cytosol
Molecular function (GO): cysteine-type endopeptidase inhibitor activity
Source: RefSeq, a predicted model, not a curated record
AAUAAUCGUUAUCAGUUGCAUGGAAUUGUCCACUGUAAUGUACAACUAAUUUCUUAACUAAACUUAACUUUCAUGUGAUCAUGUGGUGUUCCAAUGACAACUCAGGUCAUGUGAUCUUGACAGCAUAAAUAGUGGAUCAGUAUCAAUCAGCGAGUCAGACUGCCUGAUAACAUUUAUAUUUCAUCCAGACUUUAAUCAUCAGCACUGCAGCAAUGUCUGGCUGGAGCCCAGUGAAGCCUGUCACUCCAGAGGUGAAGCACAUCUGCCUUGAGAUGAAGUCACAAGUACAGACGUUGGCUGGGGAAAAUUUUGCCGUUUACAUUCCUGUAGAUUUUAUUUCCAAAAAUGAGGGUGAAAUAAACUACACAUUUGUGAUAAAGGUGGACGUUGGAGGAGACAAGUGUCUUCAUGCAAAGAUAUUUGAAUCAGGUGGUGGAAAACUGGAUAUGCAAGAUAUCCGCUACCCAAAAUCCUGCAGCGACACUCUGGUCCCCUUCUAAACACUUCUAACCGCAUAGAGAAAUAGUCUGUCUUAUCAAAUAACAGACA